This is a messenger RNA of Physcomitrium patens, 2868 nucleotides long. RefSeq names its product serine decarboxylase. Gene Ontology annotation, biological process: carboxylic acid metabolic process. NCBI's taxonomy places the organism in Eukaryota, Viridiplantae, Streptophyta, Bryopsida, Funariales, Funariaceae. Gene Ontology annotation, molecular function: pyridoxal phosphate binding; carboxy-lyase activity. The record is from RefSeq and is a predicted model, not a curated record.
CCCAUCGUGAUGAAUCUCCUCGAUUGAUUUGACGUUGUCUGACAUCCCCCCUGUGGACGAAUUCCUUUUGAUAUUAUUGGGGUUUGUAGUGUCGCGGUAUCGAUUGCAUCGAGACACGGUGCAAUUCUGGGGAGGGGCGAGCAUUGUUGUGCGGAGGUUUUACCGAAUAUUGACGGAAUUUGAUGUUGUGAUUGAGUUCCCGAGUGCUCUGCCCUGGCCUGCAGCAAGCAGCAGCCUAAACGCUGGUCACCAGUCACAGAGAAUCGGCAGCAAUGCCAUUAGCAACGAACUACGACUCCGUGGGAUGGAUUCCCUUGAGGGCUUGUCCUGUUGUGAUUAGGAGGAAAAAAACCCAUCUAAUUUUAGAGAAAUCACAAGCGAAAUUCUGAAACCCUCUGAUGUUCCCGACGGUGGAAAUCGAAUAAGUUCAUCAAUUACUUCUCUACGUUCGAAUCUUCGGUGUAACUUCCUGUUCCCCGCGGAAGGUUGGGGCUCCUCGAAGGACAUAUAAAUGCAGUUCACCGUCCAAGUUUGCUCACAUUUCCUCUCUUCGCUUUGAUCCUCUGCCUGGUGCUGAUGCGAUUGGGCUUAGCAGCGGGUGUUUUGAAGCUGUAGAGGUGGGUUUCUUUCCGUGUGAGUGUGAACUCUUCUUUGGGGCUGUGUGUGAGAGAGCGAGUGUGAGAGACGAAUCCGGAGAAAUGGUAGGGAGCGUGGAAUCAGCGACGGUGGUUGUAGAGGAUGGCUUCUCGAAGUCUAAGAAGUGGACACUGCUGUCGCAGCCAGCGGAGGCACUGCCUGAAGAGAUCCCCGUCGAAAGCUUCAAAACUAUCCUCCCCGGGUUGGUGAAUGGACAGAGUGAGGAAGCGGAGAAAGACGUCGUGGUGGAGCAAACCAAGAACUUUGUGCUGGGUAAGAACAUCCAUGGGACUUGUUUGGAAAUCACGGAGCCGGAGAUGGAUGACGAUGUGACUGGAGACAGAGACGCGUACAUGGCUGGUAUUCUUGCGCGCUAUCGCAAAACGCUCGUCGAGAAGACCAAGUUUCAUUUAGGGUACCCCUAUAAUCUUGACUUCGAUUAUGGAGCACUGUCGCAGCUACAACACUUUUCCAUCAAUAAUUUGGGCGAUCCAUUCAUCGAAAGCAACUACGGUGUCCACUCCAGACAGUUCGAGGUCGGAGUCUUGGAUUGGUUCGCCAGACUGUGGGAGCUUGAGAAAGAGGAGUACUGGGGAUACAUCACCAACUGUGGCACAGAAGGAAACCUCCACGGCAUCCUUGUUGGGAGAGAGGUCUUACCUGAUGGGAUUCUAUACGCGUCAAGGGACUCGCAUUAUUCUGUAUUCAAGGCUGCUCGCAUGUAUCGCAUGGAGGCAGUGAAGGUUGACACGCUUCUGUCUGGGGAGAUAGACUGUGCUGAUUUCGAGCGCAAAUUGACGGAACGGAAGGACAAACCUGCAAUUUUGAAUGUCAAUAUUGGCACAACAGUGAAAGGAGCAGUUGACGAUCUCGACUUGGUAUUGAAGACAUUAGAGAAAGUUGGCUAUACUGAGGACCGAUUUUACAUCCAUGUUGAUGGUGCCUUAUUCGGUCUCAUGAUGCCUUUCGUCAGGAGGGCUCCAAAAGUAACGUUCAAGAAACCCAUAGGUAGCGUUAGUGUAUCUGGUCACAAAUUCGUUGGCUGCCCAAUGCCUUGCGGAGUGCAGAUCACCAGAAUGAAGCACAUCAACGUCUUGUCACGCAACGUAGAAUAUUUGGCAUCCCGAGAUGCAACAAUCAUGGGAAGCCGUAACGGCCAUGCACCGAUUUUUCUUUGGUACACUUUGAACCGAAAAGGAUACCGGGGCUUCCAGAAGGAGGUCCAACGGUGCCUUCGUAAUGCAUACUACCUUAAAGAGCGCCUUCGAGAAGCCAAUGUUGGCGUGCUGCUGAAUGAGCUCAGCAGCACAGUUGUGUUCGAGAGGCCGUUAGAUGAAGCGUUCAUUCUCAAAUGGCAGCUCGCGUGCCAGGGUAAAAUUGCCCAUGCAGUGGUCAUGCCAAGUGUGACAGUAGAGAAACUUGAUGACUUCGUAGAAGAAUUGAUUGAGGUUCGGAAUCGUGCGUUCCCUGAUGGGGAUGUCGUUGUUCCUUGCAUUGUUGAGGAAGUUGGUCCUGAGAACUGUGCUUGCUCUGUUCACCGAGACAUUUCAAGUCCGAAAAGUCCCAAGGAAGAACGAAAGCAUUUCUCAUCUUCAAACAGUUAGUAUACUUCUCUGAAAGCUGACAGCUGCCAAGAAAAGAUAACGAUUUUUCCUAUGCCAAUGCUGCCUCUUAUUGGAGCGAAUGCCGAAGCCAUCGUGAGAAAUGGGCGGAAUCCCAACAGUCACAGCUACGCCUAUAUUCAGACUUCUAGUAGCCGUGUCACGUUGAUGAAGAUGGGAAAAGGUCUUUUUUUGUUGUUUUUCUUCACUGGAGGUCUUGUCACUAGAUUCUGCAUGCCUCAACAUCGUCGGAGAAAACCAUUUCAGAUGCGUUAUGGUAUCCAGCAGCUUUACUUCCAAGAAUUUUUUUGUUGUCACCACUCUGGCUUCGGGAGUAGCUUGGAGCGCAACGGUGGAUGUUGGGAUACAAUUUCCAAGACGGUCAUGGACAGCUACUCGUCUUGUGUAGUAAAGCUUGACUCUUUCAUACUGAGGAGCUUAUCAUGGUAUUACUCGAGUGUAGUAGGCAUUGUUAUUGUUUCAAUUGCUGCUGGAAAGGGUAGUCAUGGGCUUUCCACAAUUGCAGACAAUGUUUUAAGUCGACGUUGAUUAGUCCACACUAUGUAUAAUAGUGCUUUGAACUACAGCCCUUUCUUGUAUUCUACCGAGUUUCCUCCGAGAAUUUUGUGCA